CGGAACAUGCAAUAUGCGAGUGUAUUUCGCGUUAUCGUAUUACGUCCUGUGGAUGUGAGUGAUGUUCCGUUGUCUGUUGGGGUGUGGUGCCUAGAUUUUACCUGAAAUUUCUUCACCAUAUCAUCGGAAAUUCUAACCAAAAUCACGGACAUCUUUUUUUCCCAGGCUGCUAGACUUAACUGUAUCAGCAGGAUUUAAGACAGGCUGGAAGGAGUGGACAUAUUUCCGAGUUGAGAUUUUUUCAGGGGACUGGCCGUGCGUAAAAGCGGCUCACAGAUUGAGGCCGCACCGAACGCUUGUACCAUUUCAAAAUGGGUUGCGCAACGAGCGCAGAAGAUAAAGCCGCCGCUGAGCGGUCAAAAGCAAUCGACAGAAACCUACGAAUUGAUGGUGAAAAGGCUGCAAGAGAAGUCAAAUUGCUUCUUCUAGGAGCUGGAGAGUCAGGGAAGAGUACAAUUGUCAAACAGAUGAAGAUCAUCCAUGAAGAAGGCUACUCCGAAGAAGAUUGUAAGCAGUAUAAGCCGGUAGUAUACAGCAACACCAUACAGAGCAUGAUAGCCAUCAUACGGGCCAUGGGAUCCCUCAAGGUAGACUUCGGUGAUGGCGAGAGAACGGAUGAUGCGCGGCAGUUGUUCGCCCUGGCUGGCCAGGCAGAGGAAGGAGAGCUCAGCCCCGAGCUAGCCGCCGUCAUGAAGCGGUUAUGGGCAGACAACGGGGUCCAGGGCUGCUUCAGUAGAUCCAGGGAAUAUCAGCUCAAUGACUCGGCUUCAUAUUACCUUAAUGCUUUGGACCGACUUGCCGCUCCGGGCUACAUCCCCACACAGCAAGAUGUGCUCCGGACAAGAGUGAAGACCACCGGUAUCGUGGAAACCCACUUCACUUUCAAAGACCUCCACUUCAAGAUGUUUGACGUUGGGGGCCAGCGCUCAGAGAGGAAGAAGUGGAUUCACUGCUUUGAAGGAGUGACGGCCAUCAUCUUCUGCGUGGCUCUGAGUGCCUACGACUUGGUACUAGCCGAGGAUGAAGAGAUGAACCGCAUGCACGAGUCCAUGAAGCUCUUUGAUUCCAUCUGCAACAACAAGUGGUUCACCGAAACCUCCAUCAUCCUGUUCCUCAACAAGAAGGAUCUGUUUGAGGAGAAGAUUACCAAGUCCCCGCUCACCAUCUGUUUCCAGGAGUACACUGGCUCCAACACCUACGAGGAGGCGGCUGCCUACAUCCAGAUGCAGUUUGAAGAUUUGAACAAGCGCAAGGACCAGAAGGAGAUCUACACCCACUUCACCUGUGCCACGGACACCAACAACAUCCAGUUUGUGUUUGACGCCGUCACCGACGUCAUCAUCAAGAACAAUCUCAAGGAUUGCGGUCUGUUUUAGAAGUCAGUUUGAUUAGCAUAGGCAGGGACCGAUAGACCAAGGAUACCGCCAUUUGAAGUAGGAUCACGUCCAUGCUGGGUCCAUGACGACAGUUGAGUGGUCUAGCUCAUGGUCACUCACUUUGCAGCAGCGUUACAUGUAUGUCUCAAUCAGAUGUGCACCUUCUUUUGGCCUUGUCUCGACGCGCAACGCUUCAACACACACAACUCCACGGAACCAGUCUGCUGUUUUCGCGCGUGUAGGCGUUUGAGUGUUUUACAGGAGCCAUCUUAUCUUGGCCGAGACACUGCGAUGCACUUUGUAAGGAUUUCUUAAGGGGGACCUGGAAUUUCACACGGAGUAACUUUUAGAAUGAAUUUGUUGACUGCACAAUCACAGUUUUGUAAAAGUGGACUCGUAUCAAAUCGUGGAGCCUUUCUUUUUCUCUUUUAAAUGCGUUAUCACGGUGUUCUUGUGUCUCUUCUAUGCCUGCAUGUGCACGGAUUAUGUACAGAAUGAGUAUGACCCUGCUAUAUUAAAGAUCACUCCAAAAUGGCGCAUUAAUUAUUCUCAUGUAUAUUUCAGCGCUGCAGCUAAGUUUUGAAAAUUUUAGUUUCAAUCAGUCUUAAUUUGUAGCUAUGGGGAAAGAUAUUUAAAAAAAAAAAAAAAAAAAGUAGCAGCAUAGUACAUGUGUAAAAAUGAAGCCGAGUCCACUCCGGCUUCCAAAGUAUGAAUUAGUCAAUUGGUCCGUCAAGUCAUGCUAAGGAAGAAGGGAAUAAACUAGCCUCAUUUUAAACAUUGUCAAAUAAAAUGAACACCAAAUGAGUGUAAAAUAUUGACAAUCCAGACGUUGAGAGCGUGAUGUUUUUCACAGUGACGUGCAUUUUGACGAGCAAAACUUGGCGUGAGCAGCUUUCAUCAUGAAUGAGAGCAGCAUACUUUUUUUUCCCACCCACAAUUUAUUGAAUAAUGCAACAGGAAACUUCAUUUACGGAUUGUUCCUCUUACACUGAAAGAGGAAAGGCUUACUUUGCUCACACAAAUUGCAUGUCAGGUUGUGUUUAUGGCUGAUCAACCAAUUCGCAUAAUAUUACUGAGUACAGUAAACAGAAUUAACAAUCUAGUUUGCUUCACCGAUGUAUAAUUGGAAUUGUACAUGUAGAAAAGGUUGACCUGUACGCAUACAAAUAAUUUGAUUGAAGCGAAUGUUUAUUUGCUUAAGGUUAGUACGUCAUUUGAAAAUAUUUACUCAGUUGUUUAUUGGAGUGAACUUUGUUUAAAAGGGGACCCUUUUAGAAAACUGGAGAGAGGUGGUGUACAUUUAAAAAAAAAAUUAUUGAAGAAUGGACCAGGUUUGUAAAUGUACAAUUGUACCCAAGUGAAGAUCAAUGAUACACUUUCUUGCUUGAAAAUAAUUUUACUGCUGUUUCCUUUCAUUUCUGAGUUAGCUUAAAUUGAUGAAGGACACUAAAAAAAAAUCAGAAAACUCUUGAAAACCAGUAGAGAUUUACAAUAUGUAAAUUGUACUAAACAGGAUCAUGACAUUCGUAUUUCCAUAUCUUUUUGGAGAUGGAAAGUGCAUGUCAGGUAUAGACAAAUUUUAGGAUUUAUUCUUCAGUAAGAAAGAUCUUGUGUCUUAGGUUCAUGUAGUUGAAGUUGUAAUGUUGGUGGCACUGUGUGUUUUCACAAAGUAGACUUUUUUUACUGAGCCCACUACAUGUGCACCUGUUGUGAUUCCGUGAUAACCGAAACAUUUCUUGGAGGUUUGCACUUUUAAAAACCUAAAUCCUGAAAUUUGUGUACUAUUGUUAUUGAAAAAAAAAAGUGGAGUAUUAACAAUUGACUGCUUACGAGUGCCUGGAGGUCCGUACUCUAGUUUGAAAAGUAUUUAAAAAAAAAAAAAAGAAAGCUGAAACAUUAUUUUGAGAUUAAAAUUAAUUAGAAAUGUUACAAUGAACUACAGGAGAUAAGUGUGACAACAGAACAGCUGAAUGGUAAUUUUAAUUGAUACGGAGAUGUUCAUAUCUUGGAGACAAAAACAAAAACAGACAUAUUAUAAUUGUGAUCUGGUGCAGUGUUUGUGGUUUGAAUGGUGUAGUGCUUGCUUGGAAGAGAUUCAAGCGAUCAACCCAAUCCGCUCUUGUGAACCUUUUGUCUUUUAUUUCUGCUCCCGAAAUAACCAGUGUACAGCAUUAAGGCGUCCCUAGUCAGCUUCAAAAUCGUUAACUCCAAUCACCCGCCAUUUAUUUGACCAAGAUAUUUUAAAAAAAUUUCUUUCCCCUUUGUGUUGUCUGUGUGUGGUUUUCCACUGUAAUAUAUAUACAAAUUUAUUAGUGCGUUACACCCAUCUCUGACAAAUUGCAAGCAGUGCACUUGACUUAACCAAAAUUGUGUUUCACAGAUUGUCAUUUUGGUUUUUCUAAAUGUAUAUUUCAAAAUUAUCCCACUUGUGUAAAUGUAUGUCAUUUAUAAGCAGAAUUGGUUUUGUGAAUUAUGUUCAUCCUAGCCUCAGUAAGGACACCAGCUGUAAUGUGCAAGAGUAUAUUAGGAGUUAGUAUUAAGUUAGAGUAAAUAAAAACGACAUUACAUUUAAUAACAUUUUAUUGAUGUGAAUAUCAAAUAUGAAAACUUUGUGGUCCAAAAUACUUGGUAACUCUUCUGUAGAUUGACUAAAAAUAAACUUUCGAUUUUAAAUCCGUUAAAAAAAAACUUAAAAUUUUUGAGUGAAAAGGUGUACGGAUACAGUACCUAGUUUAAAAGUUGGGCUUUCACACUUCCAUUGGCAUGGUAAGAGAAGCAUUGUGUGCUUAGUCAUUUCUUUGAAAUAAAACAAUGCAGGAAUGUAAAAGGUUUAUUUAGUAAAGUCGUUGGGGGUUCAAACCAUGCAUUGCUGGGAUGUAGUGUGCAGUGUUUUCUUCUCAGACUAGGUGUGAAACAAUCCUUGGGUAGACAAGGACUUGCCGGUUGGUCUAGGACAUGUCAGUGGCCAAAGAGAUUGAAGAUUGACAGUUUCCAGUCUUUCUUCUGUUAGAGGAAUGGAGAUUGUUCUGGCUGAAAUAUCCUUUUCAGUACUGAAGCCAAUUUCUGCACACAGCUGGGACUGAUUGCCCUGUGCAGUUGUGGCCCUGUGACGGCCGAUUGGAUCGGUCAGCUUAACAGCUGUGCCGACCCACACUGCCCACUUCCUACUGUACCGACAAAGGCAGCAGACUCGGCGGAAAUGACUAGAACUGCCAUCGUAAACCCUGUUAAUAGGGUAGAGCACCUUGGAAAGUCUCUGUCACUGCAUCCGAAAGAGUGAAGAGAAAACGAGGGGGGGGUGCUGUUCUCCUGAAUUAAAUCUAACAAUUUAAAGCAGUUUUUAUCAACUUUUUUUCAGCUUCACUUUGCGUAUGAAAGAUUUAUUUUAAUCAAAUUUUGAUUUAAAAAAAGAAAAAAGUAUGGUUAUUAAGUAUCUUUCAGCUAAGAUUUAUCUUGGUCAUUGUAGGUAGUUUCAGAUAAUUGCAAAUACAUAAUUAGAGGUACGUCAGUGAUGUGAAUCAUCCUUGUAUAAAGCCUCUGUCCAGAGUUGAGCCCACACAAUUAAUGAUGUAUCAGGCCCGGUGAGAAUCAUCCGGAACCAUGACCUUUGAAUUUAAUGGACCAAUGCGAAACGAGCUUUAAUAUAGGGGAUGACGAGAGCUAAUUAGCAUGACGAGAGCUAAUUAGCAUGCGCAGAGCAUGCAUGUUUCCCUUGGCAGGAAUUUUAUUCUGGUGCUGCUGGAAAAAAUACAAUAAAUGAGAAAAAAAUACGGCCAUUGUAGUACUUGGAUUUGGGAAUGGAAAUAUCUGAACCAGUGAAAUCCAGUGAUAUUUAAGUUAAAUGUUCAUACCGUACAUGUAGGCCAUCAAUUUGAGAUUUCAGUUCCUGUUUCCAACUGGAUACAUGCUUUUGAGGGGUGAAAGAGAAGCUAUUGUCAUUACCUGUGUGUAAUUCUUUUGCAAUGCCUACCUGUACUUGAUGUAUUUUUUUUAAUUAAGCUGUGCAUUUAGAACCAACAUCCCAAGCCACCAUGGACCCUAUCAGGGAACCUUUGUACAUGUAAUUAAUUAAUGGAAGUUCCAAGCAUGUUGGUUUUAGUCUUAUUAUGAAUGCGUAAUCUGUCAGUUUGUGAACAAAAACCAGUGUAGCUGUAGUACAUUUCAAAUACAAUGGUACCACAUACAA
Molecule: messenger RNA, 5562 nt
Organism: Acanthaster planci (crown-of-thorns starfish)
Lineage: Eukaryota; Metazoa; Echinodermata; Asteroidea; Valvatida; Acanthasteridae
Product: guanine nucleotide-binding protein G(i) subunit alpha
Biological process (GO): adenylate cyclase-modulating G protein-coupled receptor signaling pathway
Cellular component (GO): cytoplasm; heterotrimeric G-protein complex
Molecular function (GO): G protein-coupled receptor binding; G-protein beta/gamma-subunit complex binding; GTPase activity
Source: RefSeq, a predicted model, not a curated record